CCCUCCACUUCCGCUUCGAAGGCGAGAAGUUUGACCGAUAGCCGCAGCGACCGUUUGACGGAGACUUGGUGUCCAGGACUCGUUAGGAACCAAGGUGCCCCAAUCCCCUAUUGGCCCAGACUCCUGCCUACGGUCCCUGAGCACAGCCAUCAUGCCUCGUGGGCAGAAGAGUAAGAACCGUGCUCGUGAGAAACGUCGCCAGGCCCAGGCUGAUACCCAGGGUCUUCAUGAUGAGGCCACCACAUCUGGGGGAGAAGAGACCACCUCUUCCUCUCCUCCUGAUUCAGAGAGCGCUCCCUCAAGCUCAUCUGCUGCUGGCACCCCCAAGGGGCCUCAGGGAGCCCAAGGCACCACCAGUGCUGCUGCAGGUGCUAUACGCAAAAGAUCUGGUGUCGGUGGCAAAGCACACUCAAGAUCUGGUGCAGGUGGCAAAGCACGCUCAAGAUCUGGUGUAGGUGCCGAGGGCCAAGUUCAGGAAGGUGAAAAUUCCUCCCAGGCCUCAGCUGCUGCUGAGAGUUCUCACACAGAACUUCUGGCCAGGAAGUCAGAGAUGUUGGUGCAGUACAUGCUGUUUAAGUAUAAAGUGAGGGAGCUCAUUAAGAGGUCUGAAAUGCUGAAGGUUAUCCACAGAAGGUACAGGGAGCAAUUCCCUGAGAUCCUCAGCAGGGCCUCUGAGCACAUGGAGCUGGUGUUUGGCCUGGUGCUGAGGGAAGUCAGGCCCAACAGUCACUCCUAUACCCUGGUGAGCAACGUAGAUUUCAGCGACAGUGAGUCUAUGAGAGGUGAUUGGGGGCUGCCGAAGAAUGGUCUUCUGAUGCCUCUGCUGGGUGUCAUCUACCUCAAUGGCCGCCGUGCCUCUGAGGAGGAUGUCUGGAAGUUCCUGAAUAUUCUGGGCAUCUAUGAUGGAAGAAGGCACUUCAUUUUUGGAGACACCAGGAAGCUCAUCACAGAAGAUCUGGUGCGGGAAGAGUACCUGGAGUACCACCAGGUGCCCGGCAGCGAUCCCCCUCGCUAUGAGUUCCUGUGGGGUCCUAAAGCACUCACAGAAAACUGCAAGAUGAAAGUCCUGCAGUUUUUGAGCAAGGUCAACGAUUCGGUCCCCGAUGCCUUACUGCCGCAUUAUGAGGAGGCUUGGAGAGAGGAGGUAGAGAGCGCCAGAGCCAGAGCUGCAGCCAGUGCUGGCCCUUCUGCCUCAGGCAGUGCUGGCCCUUCUGCCUCAGCCAGUGCUGGCCCUCCUGCCUCAGCCAGACCUGGCACUUCUGCUGCAGCCAGGGCUGCCACUUCGGCCUCAGCCAGGGCUGAUAUGUCUGCCACGGCCAGGCCUGGCCCUUCUGCCUCGGCCCAUGCUGGCCAUCCUGCCUCUGCCAGGCCUGGCCCUUCUGCCUCUGCCAGGCCUGGCCCUUCUGCCUCUGCCAGUUCUGGUCUUUCUGCCUCAGCCAGACCUGGCACUUCUGGUGCAGCCGGGGCUGGCACUUCGGCCUCGGCCAGGGCUGACGUGUCUGCCAGGGCCAGGCCUGGCCCUUCUGUCUCAGCCAGUGCUGGCCCUUCUGCCUCAGCCAGUGCUGGCCCUUCUGCCUUGGCCAGACCUGGCACUUCUGGUGCAUCCAGAGCUGGCACUUCGGCCUUGGCCAGGGCUGACAUGUCUGCCAGGGCCAGGCCUGUCCCUUCUGCCUCAGCCAGUGCUGGCCCUCCUGCCUCGGCCAGACCUGGCACUUCUGGUGCAGCCAGGGCUGGCACUUCAGCCUCGGCCAGGGCUGACAUGUCUGCCACGGCCAGGCCUGGCCCUUCUGCCUCAGCCAGGCCUGGCCCUUCUGCCUCAGCCAGUGCUGGCUCUCCUGCCUCAGCCAGUGCUGGCACUUCGGCCUCGGCCAGGGCUGACAUGUCUGCCACGGCCAGGCCUGGCCCUUCUGUCUCAGCCAGUGCUGGCCCUCCUGCCUCGGCCAGACCUGGCACUUCUGGUGCAGCCAGGGCUGGCAGUUCGGCCUCGGGCAGGGCUGACGUGUCUGCCAGGGCCAGGCCUGGCCCUUCUGCCUCGGCCAGUGCUGGCAUUUCUGCCUCGGCCAGUGCUAGCACUUCUGCCUCGGCCAGUACCCACUCCAGGGCCACAUCUAGCUGCUCAUCUCACCCCUAGUGUGGUCUGAAGCCUGCUCUUCACUUUGUGGUUGUAAAAGCCUGUCAACCUGUGUUCCUAAUAUGCAUCAAUAACUUGUUGACUUUCCCCCAUAAUUUUCAGUAUUACUUUUUUCAACAGAAACUUUAUUUAGUUUAAUGAUAGAAGUAUAUUAAUUACAUGGGUACACACUAUUUGCUGUUUGUCAAAUUUAGGAGUAAGAGUUUUGUUUUUUGAAAUACAUAUUGGAAAUCCUUAAAUCACUUGUGAUCCAGGAUGAGAAUAACAUCACUUUAGUAUAAGAAUAUGCUUAGAAAUGUGAAAGACACCACACUAAGAGAGGCUCAGAACAUUGAUACAUAAAUAGAGAUAUAGCUGAAAGUUAGUCAGUUUUUGGUUUGCUUUCCUCUCUGUUUAGUCUCCCUUUUUGUAAAGAUAAAAGUUAUAUACAUGGAUCUGCUUAUGGUUUUCA
Cervus elaphus (red deer) is the source of this 2582-nucleotide messenger RNA. RefSeq names its product melanoma-associated antigen B4-like. Gene Ontology annotation, biological process: negative regulation of transcription by RNA polymerase II. The record is from RefSeq and is a predicted model, not a curated record. The transcript has 2 exons. Lineage: Eukaryota; Metazoa; Chordata; Mammalia; Artiodactyla; Cervidae. The coding region runs from base 152 to 2131 and encodes 659 amino acids. Gene Ontology annotation, cellular component: nucleus.